CCCUGGUGUGAUUCCGUCCUGCGCGGCUGUUCUCUGGAGCAGCGUUCUUUUAUCUCCGUCCGCCUUCUCUCCUACCUAAGUGCGUGCCGCCACCCGAUGGAAGAUUCGAUGGACAUGGACAUGAGCCCCCUGAGGCCCCAGAACUAUCUUUUCGGUUGUGAACUAAAGACCGACAAAGAUUAUCACUUUAAGGUGGAUAAUGAUGAAAAUGAGCACCAGUUAUCUUUAAGAACGGUCAGUUUAGGGGCUGGUGCAAAGGAUGAAUUGCACAUUGUUGAAGCAGAGGCAAUGAAUUACGAAGGCAGUCCAAUUAAAGUAACACUGGCAACUUUGAAAAUGUCUGUACAGCCAACGGUUUCCCUUGGGGGCUUUGAAAUAACACCACCAGUGGUCUUAAGGUUGAAGUGUGGUUCAGGGCCAGUGCAUAUUAGUGGACAGCACUUAGUAGCUGUGGAGGAAGAUGCAGAGUCAGAAGAUGAAGAGGAGGAGGAUGUGAAACUCUUAAGUAUAUCUGGAAAGCGGUCUGCCCCUGGAGGUGGUAGCAAGGUUCCACAGAAAAAAGUAAAACUUGCUGCUGAUGAAGAUGAUGACGAUGAUGAUGAAGAGGAUGAUGAUGAAGAUGAUGAUGAUGAUGAUUUUGAUGAUGAGGAAGCUGAAGAAAAAGCGCCAGUGAAGAAAUCUAUACGAGAUACUCCAGCCAAAAAUGCACAAAAGUCAAAUCAGAAUGGAAAAGACUCAAAACCAUCAUCAACACCAAGAUCAAAAGGACAAGAAUCCUUCAAAAAACAGGAAAAAACUCCUAAAACACCAAAAGGACCUAGUUCUGUAGAAGACAUUAAAGCAAAAAUGCAAGCAAGUAUAGAAAAAGCUCAUUGAACAGUCCUGGGCACUACAUGUAAAUUAAGCCCAAAGAUGGGGAGAAAGGAAAAGGAGAGACAAAUAUAGUCCAUACUGAGUGUCAUCAACAAUCCAGACUGAAGUCUUCUAUUUUAAUCUCAGUCCCCUUUUCUGAUUUGCCACCCAUGCCUCUUCAGGCUGGAAACAAUCUCUUGGUUCCCUAAAGCACUUUCUUCUGACUGCUGUGAUUCAGUGAACCUUGCCCUUUGCUUUCUAUUACUUGUGCAUUUGCCUCACCUGACAAUGUUUUAAAUCGCCUUUGUAUCUCCUUAGCUGCUCAAUAAAUAUUUGAAUGAAUCAAUUACAAAAAAAAAAA
Messenger RNA from Gorilla gorilla gorilla (western lowland gorilla), 1213 nucleotides. RefSeq names its product nucleophosmin-like. NCBI's taxonomy places the organism in Eukaryota, Metazoa, Chordata, Mammalia, Primates, Hominidae. The coding region runs from base 97 to 876 and encodes 259 amino acids. Gene Ontology annotation, biological process: ribosomal large subunit biogenesis; ribosomal large subunit export from nucleus; ribosomal small subunit export from nucleus. The record is from RefSeq and is a predicted model, not a curated record. The transcript has a single exon. Gene Ontology annotation, molecular function: chromatin binding; RNA binding; histone binding. Gene Ontology annotation, cellular component: nucleoplasm; ribonucleoprotein complex; centrosome.